AUGUCUAGUAAGCCGAACUCGAAACGAACUAUAUAUGUUGGUGGUCUAGCUGAGGAGGUGGAUGAGAAAAUUUUAAAUGCGGCAUUUGUGCCUUUCGGAGACCUUGUUGACGUGCAAAUUCCUCUCGAUUAUGAAACUGAAAAGCACAGAGGCUUCGCGUUUAUCGAAUUCGAGAACUCCGAAGAUGCUGCAGCUGCUAUUGACAAUAUGAACGAUUCAGAAUUAUUUGGUAGAACUAUAAGAGUAAAUAUUGCGGCCCCACAACGUAUCAAAGAAGGUUCAACACGACCAGUCUGGUCGGAUGACGCAUGGUUACAGAAACACGCUGGUGAAACCCUUCCCAUAAACAAAGAGAAUGAGGAAAAUAGUUCACAAGAGAAUACCCAAACGGAGAAAACUGCUAUUCCAGCUAAACCAGCAGAAAAGAGAAAUCCACAGGUGUAUUUUGAUAUCAGUGUAGGCAAACAAGAGAUUGGUAGGAUGUGUCAAGGAGGUGAUUUCACAAAUAAUAAUGGCACAGGUGGCAAGUCAAUAUACGGUCGGAAGUUUGACGAUGAGAACUUCACUUUGAAACAUACCAGCCCUGGGAUACUAAGUAUGGCCAACUCUGGACCGAACACCAACGGAUCACAGUUCUUUUUGUGUACAGCAAAAACUGAUUGGUUGGACGGCAAGCACGUAGUGUUUGGUCACGUGAUCUCUGGUCUGGAUGUCCUCAAGAAGAUGGAGAGGUACGGCAGUAAAAGUGGCACGGUCUCUGCAAAAGUUACUAUAAGCAAUUGUGGUGAAUUACAAUGA
Molecule: messenger RNA, 798 nt
Organism: Diatraea saccharalis (sugarcane borer)
Lineage: Eukaryota; Metazoa; Arthropoda; Insecta; Lepidoptera; Crambidae
Source: the annotation of a GenBank genome assembly